AGCACUAAAGAGGCGUUGCAGAGUAACUGCAGACUCAGCAAGGAGGAGGCAGCCUGCGUACUCCAGCGGAUGGAUCCAAUGAAAACCGCGUAGGACGCUUUGAUGCCUUUUGGUACUUGUGUGGAAGUCUCUGGGUGUUACUGUGCCUGGAUCUUCUGAGGUUUAGGAACAACUGGAUAAAGAUUUUGGCUCAGAAGCACAAUCAUGAUGACCGGAUUUCGGUUGAAUUUGUCGCCGCUGAAGGAGCCUCUGGGCUUCGUUAAACUGGUGGAGUGGCUCACAGCCAUAUUUGCUUUUGGAAGCUGUGGCGGAUUCUCAGGGAAGAACAUCAUAUCUCUCUUCUGUGGGGAUGGCAGGAAUGAAACUCUAGAUGCCAACUUUCACUACCCAUUUAGGUUAAGCCAGGUCCCACUCGUCGAGGGAAACACCACUAUUUGUAACCACACUGUCACAACAACGCACAUGGUGGGAGACUCAGCCUCCUCAGCAGAGUUCUUUGUGGGCAUCGCCAUAAUCUGCUUUCUGUACAGCAUGGUGGCUCUGUUGGUGUAUUUAGGCUACAUGCAUGUCUACAAGGACUCUGACUUUGGACCCAUUUUCGACUUUGUGGUCACAGCGAUCCUGGUCUUCCUGUGGCUGGUGUGUUCGUCCGCCUGGGCGAAGGGCCUGCAGAAUGUGAAGGAUGCCACAGACACUGAUGGCAUCAGCGCCACGCUGGCACUCUGCAAGGGGAGCAACAUCACCUGCGAGGUCACAGAGUUCGCCAACAUGCGGACGCUCAACAUCUCUGUGGUGUUUGGCUACCUCAACAUGUUUGUGUGGGCGGGCAACGCCUGGUUUGUGUACAAGGAGACCCGUUGGCACUCCCAGAAAUUCUCCUCUCAACCAGGACCUGCAAGGCAACAGGUCCCUGCACCCAUCUAACAUUCAGUAGAGCAUAAAGCAACACAAACACACAGUCGCGUACAAAUACUCACAUACACAUACACAUCACACAUAGGCGGACACAGACAGCCACAAUCUGAGCACAUGCACACUCACUGUAUGACCACAUGUGCAUGAAGACAUUAUUUUACACACACACACACACACACACACACACACAAAUGCUCUGUGAAGCUAAAGAAGAGAAAACGAAGGAUAAAUUGACUGAGGGAUUUGGAACAAUAUUGGAUUUGGACUUUAUCAAUGCAGUAGCAGCUGUGUGGGUAGUACACAGACCUGAAUUAGCAUUUUGUAACCCAAAAUGACUUAAUUCACGGCAUACUUGAACUGAGAGCAGUUCUAAAAAGCAACAUAAAUUUCCCAAAAGAUAUCCUCUGAAGGCCUAAGCAACCCCGCAGCAGUCCGAGGCGGGGGGGGGGAGGAGAAAGUGUCAUGUGUAGAUUAGGCUUUGUUCUUUUUUUUUAUUCUUGCCUGUUUCAUAUACUAUAGCAACACCAAUGCAAGUAGUAUAUCAAAUCCUUUAAAAUCUGCCUUCUUACAACCAUUUCUUGAUGGUUUCUUAUGCUUUAGUAAGCAGAUACAUGCACAAACAACGACCAAAUGUGUUCUUUAAACCUAAGCUUUAUAGCAGCCUUAUAAGAAGAGAGGUUUCCUUACUUCUCUGGUCCAAUAUUAGGAUAUUGGCAAAUGUAUUCUGCUUAAUUAUAUACUGACGAAUGUAAGAUACUUUGAACUCAUCUCUUUGUCUCUGACAGAAAAGCAACCACAAGAGACAAGAUUACAUUUUUUAAUACCUGCAGCAAUAGGGAUAAUGUGAUCAAGGUUGUCAGGGUAACAGAGAGGGUAAAACUGUUGUCUGUAGUGCACUAUGACGCAUGAAACUCUAUACCAUAUUACCAGUUUUCAGAAUUCCAUUCAUUGUGAUUUAUUGACGUACAGUAUAUCACAUACAUUUAAUAUUGGCCUUGAAACCGAGCCAUGCAUAUUUUGUAUAUUUUUUUCAUUCUUUCAUCCAUUUGCUCUCACAGUUAGCCCAGCUGCCCCCCUAGUGGUGGCUAGCUGGUAUUGCAAUGGCUGGACAAAACUAAAUUAGGAUUAUUAAUUAGCAAAACUAGCGUAAAGAUGUCCUCUUUUCAUGAAGUACACUGAUGAGGUGAAUCCAUAUAAACGUCUUGAUCCUGCACUGGUUUUCCUCACAGAGGUCGAUCUAUGCAAGGAGGACAAGGAGGCAGGUUGUUCACUAACUCAUACGGUGCUUAAUAUGCUGUCCUUCAAAGCACUGCGGGAGUGUGAAUCUAUUUAGAGUACUUGAUUGAGAGUUGGCUACUCAGUUAGUUCAGGAAAGUCUUGCUGUGUGAGUGCAGCCGAUGUUUGAAAUCUUUCAGUUCCUCUGUGUCUGAAGGCUUUGAUUUAUUUAGUCUCUACUAAGGUACCAGAUGAAGGUUGAAUCCGUCCUUGAUUGUGUCAUUAAAAAAAAACAAAAAAAAAAACCUGUUUGUUGUUAUCAUUUUGAAUGUAGUAGUGGCUUUUAUCUGAACUUCUUCAUUUCAUUUUCAUUCAUUUUUGCAUCACUGUUAAACAGAAACAACUCUGCCAAAGCACUAUUUUUUUUCUCUUCUCUGUUCAAGCUUAUCAGUAUCUCUCCAUGUGAUGCUAAAUCAUUUAUUUCGUUGCAGUUCAAACCACUCCGUCCUGUGUAGUUUUUUUUUUAAAUCCUUCGUGAGACACCAAACUUGUGUUGUGUUUUAUAAACUGUGUCACCUUUUUGUCUUAUUUUUUCACUUUCAGUAUAUGUAGAUGAUUAUUUGAAGGGCUUUCUUUUUUUGUCUAUUGUCUUUUGAUAUAGGAAAAAUGGAAGUGGGAUGAUGUGAAUUGAAACAUUUGAACGUGUUUGGUAUACUGGUUAUGCCUCUGCACUCUUGUAAUCAUCGUCCAACUAGCCAUAGCUUUGUCAAUGAUUCCUAUGCAUUUAACCUGCCAAACUGUCUUAUUCAAAAGAGACAUACAUUCACUCUGUGACAUGCACAAUUUUCAAUGUACCUUUGUUUUGUUUUUCAAUAAAAAAUGAAUGAUUUUUUUCAUUAA
Molecule: messenger RNA, 3030 nt
Organism: Morone saxatilis (striped sea-bass)
Lineage: Eukaryota; Metazoa; Chordata; Actinopteri; Moronidae
Gene: sypl1
Product: synaptophysin-like 1
Exons: 6
Coding region: 205-924 (239 amino acids)
Cellular component (GO): synaptic vesicle membrane; synaptic vesicle
Source: RefSeq, a predicted model, not a curated record